This is a messenger RNA of Schizophyllum commune H4-8, 750 nucleotides long. RefSeq lists its product as uncharacterized. The transcript has 3 exons. Bases 287 to 592 code for a protein of 101 amino acids. NCBI's taxonomy places the organism in Eukaryota, Fungi, Basidiomycota, Agaricomycetes, Agaricales, Schizophyllaceae. The record is from RefSeq and is a predicted model, not a curated record.
CCCCACCAUGCUAACGGUGCCUAAUAUCAAGUCCAAGUGGACUCUGAAAGCUCGAGCGCCAAGCCUAUUCUCCACUUCCUUCGGGUCUUCCCAAGCUUCGUGUACAGCUGCUGGUGCGAAUGACGCUGAAGCGUCAUGAGUGGGGCGCUCGACGACGAUGACGGUGGGUGGAGGGGCAGCAGGCGCUCAAACCUAUAAAAGGGCCUUCAGCAAUCGCCCAUUCCCCACUUCACAACCACUUCACAUCCAACAAACAAAUCUUCUACUCAACAAAGAAACCAUCAUCAUGUCCUCGUCGCCGUCCAAGACCUCAGGCCAGUUCCACGAGAAGAAGGGCUCCAUGAAGGAGACUGUCGGCAACAUGCUCGGUCUCGGCGGCACCGCUGACCGUGGCCGCAUGGAGCAUGCCGAGGGCAAGGGCGAGUACAACGCCGCUCGCGCCCAGGGUUGGACCGAGGGCACCGCCGACCGGGUCACCGGAAAGAAGGACUCCGUCGUCGGCGCUGUCACCGGCGACCGCAGCCAGCAGCAUUCUGGCGAGAUGCGCGAGAACAAGGGCGAUUGGAAGCAGAGCAUCAACCGCCACUUGUAGACGCGGGUCAAGACUAAGGAAGGAAGAAAUCUGAAUUGUAUCAUAUACCCGCGUCGUGCUGUACCAUAUCCUGGAGCCCUAUCUAGGGCGUAAUUCUUUGACCUCUAAUGUCCGUUGCCUCUGUCCGCAAACAAUUUCUUGACCCUCCGAGGGGAGGC